UGUGAUAUCUGCAAUUCUGGUUUUGGUCGACUCCAGGAGCUUAAGCGACAUAUCCGAUCUACUCAUAAAAAAGAAAGACCAUAUGCUUGUCCUAGACUUGGAUGUAAUGCUACUUUUAAACGCAAGGAUGUUCUCAAGCGUCAUUUACGCAGUGUCAAAAAUCACUGA
Molecule: messenger RNA, 168 nt
Organism: Halteromyces radiatus
Lineage: Eukaryota; Fungi; Mucoromycota; Mucoromycetes; Mucorales; Cunninghamellaceae
Exons: 1
Biological process (GO): regulation of transcription by RNA polymerase II
Cellular component (GO): chromatin
Molecular function (GO): DNA-binding transcription factor activity, RNA polymerase II-specific; RNA polymerase II cis-regulatory region sequence-specific DNA binding
Source: RefSeq, a predicted model, not a curated record